GCGGUAAGGCAACGAUAUCGCAACGAUACAUUAUAUCCAUUACAUUCGCCAUCUCGUCGGUACGCGGGCGACACAGUGUAUAGCAACAUAGACUUUGAUAAUAAUACGACAGUAGUUGUCAUCGUGUAUAAAGGUACCAAUUAUACACACGAAAAGGAGCGUGGGUAGCAACUAUCUAUCUCUGCUCCAAAAUUGCCUUUAUGUAUCAUACAUCGGACGACAUCUCGUCGUCAUCGUCGUUUUACAAUAUCAAACAUAUCCGUCUGUAAUCGAUGUCUGCCUAGUAUAUAUAAGUCUCGGUUUGAUUAUUCGCUCGAGUAACAGUGUCAAAGCCCCUGACGCCGCCGCCGCCGCCGCCACCGCAGCCGCGAAGCUCCACAUUUAUAGUCCGUCUCGUCGACUAUAUAGCUUAUAGCGCGAAAUCAUCGUAGUCAUCGUCGACGGAUUAUAUAAUUUUAUAAAAGUUGGCGCAAAAAAAAAAAAACGGAGAAGAAAAGAAGAAAUAGAUAGACGGAGGAGACGUUACAUAUUGCGCGCAGCGCACGGAUGGAGGAUAUCGUCGUGUACGCGCGAGACACAGCCAACUAAUUCGGAGCAGCACGCAGCUACAUAGCAGAGUGUGUGUGUGCUGUGUGUGCGUGACUCUGUGUACGCUGCAGACGUGUAUUGUAGAUAUAUAUAGCGUACACAUUGCACGCGCCAAUAUAUACCGAGGAACAGUAGUGGAACAGUAUAUAUAAUACCGACUGUGCGUGUGCUGCUGCUACGAGAGAGAGAGAAAAAGUGCGCGCUUUAUAUUAUUGUAUCUAUGCAGUGCGGUGUGCAUAAUGUACAGCAUAGAUAGCUAGGAUAAAAAAAGUUGGCAACGAGUCUGAUCGCCACUGCACACACGAGUGUGCAUGAUCGAAAAAGAGACACACACUUACUUCUUCGUUACAUUGAAUCGCAGAAUUUCAACUCGGCUCGAUUGAGAUUACAACAUUCGAGCUGUUUGAUACAUCGUGGCAUGCGUCGCGAUAAAGUGGUGCAUUAUACUUCGACCAUUUACAUAUCGUAAUUUGUCUUGGCAGUUCUUCUUUCUCUAUCUAUCUCUAUCUCUCUCUCUCAGUGCCGUGCUGCCGUGUGUUUGUGUGCGCGCUAUACGUGCAUUGAUGUCAGUUGGUGUGUUGUUGUAUUCUAUGUAAAUACACGCGUAUUGUAUACACGCACAUUUAAGCGGGACGACGGACGAAGCUCUGUGCUGGGCUGCUGUAGUGUACCCGACGAACGUGUGUACGUGUGUGGCGUAGGAGAGAUGUUAGACAACAAAACGGCAUGCUGCAGCAGCUGAGCCGCCGAGUGUCUGGCCAAGAAGCUCCGUGCCGAGAUAGAGAGCAUAAGAGAGGAAGAAAUUCGCGAUAAAUCCGCAACGUCCGUAUUACGAUGCUGAUGUUCGUGCUGGUCGGCGAGCAAAGUGAGGUUAAGGCUUGAUAGUAGAGAGAGAGAGAGAGAGAGAAAGAGCGCAAAAACACAUCGAUUUGUUGCUGCAAUUCGCUCGCAGGCUGAAAACACGAUUUUAUUUUAUUUUGAAUUUUUUUUCAUUAGAGGAGAAAAAAAAAGACGCGAGAAUAAUCGUUCGGGCGAUAAGUGCAGUGAUAAUAGUUCGAUCGUGACGCAAUCGAACAAUUAUGGGCCAACGGCCUAAUACAGAUGCCGAGGGUGAUGUCUUGUUGUCGUCGAAACGCCAGGGUCUCACCGCUUCAAUGACCUCGUCGACGUCCAACGAUUCGCCCUUAGUCAGAUUAAUGAAAAACAUACUACACUUUCUAAAAUGUCUUUGCAGAGUGGCAUUUGUACUGAUAAACAAUGUGUACUGCAUACCCACUUAUGUUAUUUGGAUGAUGUUUCUGCUGCCUGUCAAAGCAUAUCACCCACAAACGUAUUGGCGCAUAGAGGGUCUUUUUUUCCAUUGGCUGUUAGCAAUGGUAUCUAUGUGGAGUUGGUCAGCUGGUUAUGAUGUUGUGGAACAAGGUGAUGAUAUUAGUAGAAUCAUUCAUGAUAGAACGCUGGUCAUAUCAAACCACCAGAGUACUGGUGAUGUUCCUAUUUUAAUGGCCACUUUCAACGCUAAACCUAAUGUGCUGCCUAAUCUCAUGUGGAUCAUGGAUAGGAUAUUUAAAUAUACUAACUUUGGAGUAGUAUCUCUCUUACAUCAUGAUUUUUUCAUUGCAUCCGGCCGAAAAAAAAGGGAAGAAAGCUUACGCCAGCUACAAAAACAUCUGAAGGAAUCGUACGUACCAUUACAAAGAAAAUGGAUGGUAUUAUUUCCAGAAGGUGGAUUUUUGUGUAAAAGAAGAGAAACAUCACAAAAGUAUGCUAAGAAAAAUAAUCUUCCUAUUUUGGAAAAUGUAACUUUACCAAGAGUAGGAGCAUUACAAACAAUAUUUGAUAUUGUUGGUCCUGUUCAAAAUAAUAACUCUUCUGAACAACAAAUAAAUACAAGAUCUGUAAUGUCAGUGGUCAAACCUGAAAUAAGAUGGAUUUUAGAUAUAACAAUUGCAUAUCCACAAGGAAAACCAAUAGAUUUAUUUACAAUGAUUACUGGCAGUCGACCUCCUUGCCAAACUGUACUAUUUUAUAGAAUUUAUCCUACAUCAAUGGUACCUAAAGAGCCUGAGCAGCUAUCUAAGUGGCUGUAUGAUAGGUGGGCUGAAAAAGAAGCCCUUCUUGACAAUUUUUAUAAAUAUGGAACAUUUGAGGGUACUCAAAGACUAAAUACUGAAGAUUCGAAAGUUCAACAAGAUCUGUUACGUUAUCUAGUUAUUCACUUAUUCUUCAUUACGUCUAGUUACAUUCACUAUGGUAUGUUUCAAUAUGUGUUAUCUUAUUUUUGGUAAUUUGAAUACAAUGAAUAGACCAAAUUCAAGAUGAAAGACUUUGAUGACAAAGAUUCAAUGAAUCUUAAAAUUAUUACCUUUGUGCAAAGAAUAGUUAUUAUCUUUGUGAUCCAAAUGAUUUGUGAGUGAUUAUUUGGUAGGUACUAAUGUAAAGUGUUUGAAAUGCUGAUAUAAUCAAGCCAUAAUUAACGAUUAAAUUUUAAUUUCGUGUUUCCUAUUCUAAAUACAUUAAAAUUUUUUCAUGAACAUGAAUACUAAACAAACUUGCUAAAUAAGCCAAAAAUAUCCGAGAUUAAAAUGAAAUACAAUUAUCUGAUAUAUCUUGAUACGAUGUAAAACUAAGUUUAAUUCUGUUUCGUCUCGAUUAGUGUGAUUGAAUUGAAAUUAUUUAAUUUAAGCUUAUUUUUCUUGAUUUCUAUUUACGCGUUUUUCGAGUUUAAAGUUCCUACAGUUCGAAGGAACAUUAAUGAAUGAAUGUUUUUCGAUUCAGUAUUGAAAGUACUGGAAUAAAAUCCGUAUAAAGCUUGAGAUUUGAAAAUAAAAUUUUAAAAGCAUAAAUAUCAUUAUGAAAUUAUUGUAACGAACACCAAUUGAAAUGUGUGAUUGCACUAAAAAUGUAGCAUAAUGUUGUUGAGCGAAAGCGAACGUUUUUCAGCAGAAACAGACUAGCCCUAGUUUAAAGGGAAGAAAAGAUAUUUUAGCAGAUUUUUUAACAAUUAUUUUUUACCAAAACACUGCGCUAAAGGUUAUGCAGAGGCUUUUUUUACAUUAUUAAUUAAUAAUCUUUACGGAUGAAUAUGUGAUUAAAAGUUUGUCCUUGCGGUUACGCAUUGUCAGGACAUUCAUUUUCCUACAAAAAAGUGAUUGCUCAAUAACACUAAAUAAAAGUCUCGACAGAUUGAAUUGGUUAAAAAAGCGCUGGAACAAAGUUUGUACGGAAAAAGACAACUUUUUGUCAAUUAGCUUUAUUAUAAAUAGUCUUGUACAGGAAUAAAAAAAUCAUCACAACCAGGAAUUGAUUUUAAUCUCGUAUCGUAUAUUAUAGUUAUAAAACGAAAUAUAAUUCUAUGCACGUAUUACUAAUAUAUCUGCCAUGAAAUGUUUGUUUUAAUUGAAAAAAAUGAAAAGAAGAAAACGAAAAAAAAUACUAAUUGAUUCAAAGAUUUUAUGAUUCAUUGAAAACUAUACUUUCAACAGAACAAUGGAUGAAUUAAUCUUGUAAAUUUUUGUUCUCAUCUAUAAUUAUAACUGAAGGGUUGUUCUAUCAAUCAAUAAGUUAUUUGCUGUGAAUUAUAAUGACGACAUUUCAAAUUGAUCGUGCCUUGCUCUUGCUAGCAAUUAUAUAUACUUAUAUGUAUACAGUAUAUCACAUUUUGUAAAUAGAAUUUUUUCGUAAGCUCCAAGAGCUUUGCAAGUAUACAUGCGUUAUACAUGUUACGAGUGUAUAAAUGAGCAUUUACGUAAAUGAAAAUGUAUGUGCGCCUCAAUGUACACACGAAUCAAAACAAAAAUAGAAAAAUCGAUGUGUUUACGAUGCGUCGAAAACGAUAAAAAAGUGAUUCUUUAUAUGGAAAAUUACAAGAGUUAAUUAGUUUUUUCACUCUAGCAAAAUAAAAAAGAUGAUUAUGGUGGGAAUCGUACAUAUUAAAAAUGAGCGAAAAAAAGUAAAAAAUUUUUACCGACCAUCUUACAAAUAAUUCACUAGAUUGCUAUGACUACUAAUAAUUAAUUCAAUGUAUAUUUUAUUAUCAAUGAGCUCAUAACAAAAGAUUUUAGAUGUUUGUAGCUUAAUGGAUUCUUGACGUAACUUCAUAAAAGUUUUCAUCAAUUUUUCCGUGAUAAUCUUGCAUUAUGUGAAAAGAAGAGCUUUUAAUUUUUUUCUACAAUCUAUUUACGAUUCACUUAGCUUUGUGUACUAUUCAGAACUACAGAAGUUAAUUGUUUUUAACAUAUUUUUAUAAAUAAUAUUUCGAAAAUUGUGUGAUAAUUGCGUAUCUUUUUCUGUGUUAACAUCACAUAAACGUAGGUGUAUAAAAAUCUCGAAUAUGGAUUACUAUACUAUUUGUCGUAAUUUUUACACGAUAAGCUUCACUAAUCACAAGAUCGACGGAAAUUAUUACCGAUUUUAUUGUUUUUAUAUACUAGUAUAAUAUGCAUCAAAAGCAAUUUUUUCUGAGUUGUGAGUUGUGUGUGUAUAAAUAUUAAGGAUCAAAGUGCAGUGAUUAAUUGAAUUUAAGUAAAUCAUUGUAUUAUAUGAUGUACCUAUCUCGAUUUAUUAUUGAUUGUAAAUGCAUAAUAUCACAAGUCACUCGUGCGCAUAAUUUCUGUAGAUUUUCAAAUAAUAUUGUUAGUGAUUUCUUUACAGAUUGUUAAGUUUUCUACUUAUGAAUCCAAUUUUUUAUAAGUUCUGGUAUGAUAUUUACUAGCUUUCACGUAAUUUUCUGCACUGAAUUUGCCUUUAAAGGUCGAAUUUUCAAAAAGUUAUGCACGUAUGCGUAAAAAACUUCAGCCGUUCAUGUGCUUUUAUAAACGAUAUCGUAUGAUAAGCAAGUACUAAAAAUUUACUGCUAAAAGUAUCAACAGUGUACAGUACAUAAUAUAUAUAAAAAAAUCUUAAGCAUAUGUAUUAUAAAAAAGUAAAAGCAAUGAGACAUGCGCAAAAUACUUAUUGUAUACGUUCAUAAUUGUUUCAAGGUUCUCAAAUGUAUUAUAUCACUGUUUUUUCUUUCGGUCCACGAUUUUUCCUCGUAAGUUAAUAACGAAAAAAUAAGACAAAAAAUGCAACGUCUAACGACGACGGUGUAGAACAUGAUGUAUUUUUACAAAGCUAUCGCGGAAGGUGAAAAAAAAGUAAUGGGGUUCGACAAGCAACAAUUAUACUUGUAGAUUACUAAAGACCAACGAAACGGCAUCAAUAGCUGUGGACAGAGUGAGAUGAUAUUGCACUAAUAAGACGCGUCAGAUAGAAAGUCUGUGAGUUUUAAAUCAAGCAAGCAUAAUACUAAUGAAUAAUAAAUUGUAUGAAAUCAAA
Trichogramma pretiosum is the source of this 5907-nucleotide messenger RNA. RefSeq names its product acyl-CoA:lysophosphatidylglycerol acyltransferase 1-like. The record is from RefSeq and is a predicted model, not a curated record. The transcript has 6 exons. Gene Ontology annotation, cellular component: endomembrane system. Lineage: Eukaryota; Metazoa; Arthropoda; Insecta; Hymenoptera; Trichogrammatidae. Bases 1668 to 2876 code for a protein of 402 amino acids. Gene Ontology annotation, molecular function: acyltransferase activity.